Messenger RNA from Tripterygium wilfordii, 960 nucleotides. RefSeq lists its product as uncharacterized. Lineage: Eukaryota; Viridiplantae; Streptophyta; Magnoliopsida; Celastrales; Celastraceae. The transcript has 2 exons. Bases 404 to 880 code for a protein of 158 amino acids. The record is from RefSeq and is a predicted model, not a curated record.
CUCUCUAACACUCCUCUCAAAUUUCUCUCUCUAGCCCUCUUUUUUUUUCUCUUUAUCUUUUUCUCUCAACACUUCGUACAGAGGAGAGGAUUUUGUUGAGGUGAAACAAAAAGCAAUCUCUUGGUUUGUUGCACAUUAAAAAGGCUUUUGCCAAUUGCCACAAGUUAUUUGAGGAGAAAAUUAAUUGAAGGUUGAUUUGUCUUUGCAAAUGGUUCUUUUCAUGCCUGGGAUUUUGAUUGCUGAAGGAGAGAAGGUUGAAGGAGAGUGGGAGAAAGAGAGAUAAAAAAAAAGAAAGAAGCUACAAUACCCAGAAAGCCAAGAAAGUUAGCAGAAGCAGAGAGAUCCAGAAGAGGGAAUCAAGUUUGUAUAUAAUCAAUCAUCUGCUUCUGCUGGGUUAUUGGCAAUGUCUGCUAAAAUAAUCAGUGAACCAAUGAUGGUAGCAGCCCCAGAGACAACACAAUCAGCAGCACCCACAAAGACAAUUGGACAAAUUGAAGUUGAAUUUGUAAUCUGUGAAUGCUGUGGACUAACUGAAGAAUGCACACCAGCAUACAUUGCUAGAGUCCGGGACCGAUAUUACGGAAAAUGGAUAUGUGGGUUAUGUGCAGAAGCAGUUAAAGAUGAGACUGAUGAUCAAAGACUAAUCACUACUGAAGAAGCAGUGGCCAAGCACAUGAGCUUCUGCAAGAAAUUCAUUUCUUCAAGACCACCUCCUGAUCCAACAGUGCAUUUGAUCGCUGCAAUGAGGCAAAUCCUUAGAAAAACUCUGGAUUCGCCGAGAGGGUUAAGAUCAACACCAAAUAGUCCUAAAAAGGAUCCAGAAAUUCGCGGUGCAUCGCUCGCCAGGUCCGAGAGCUGCCUCUCUUCUUUGUCUGGUUAAUGCUAGAAGCCUAAAACUGAAGGUGAAUAAUAAUCACUUGUUUAAUCUUCCCCUUGAUGCACAAUUAUAUUAAAAAAAAA